Molecule: messenger RNA, 768 nt
Organism: Symphalangus syndactylus (siamang)
Lineage: Eukaryota; Metazoa; Chordata; Mammalia; Primates; Hylobatidae
Product: histone H2B type 1-N
Cellular component (GO): nucleosome
Molecular function (GO): structural constituent of chromatin; DNA binding; protein heterodimerization activity
Source: RefSeq, a predicted model, not a curated record
CAUGAAAACUAAGCCGUGCUAUUGGCUAACAUUACAGUUUCUCUUUAACCAAUGGGAUUGUGGAUUUUAAAAACACUUAUUUUGAUUGGACAAAGUUAAUAUACGUUUCCAGGACUCACCACUAGUUAAACGCACAACUUCAUUCUCUGCCCCAUUUGCGUUAAGAAGCAGUGAAUAAGCGGUAGGUUGAUAGAGCUACCGUCUUUCUUCCAGUUUUUUUCUCCAAUUUUCCGGCAGUUACUCCCAGCCAUGCCUGAGCCCUCAAAGUCCGCUCCUGCCCCGAAGAAAGGCUCCAAGAAGGCAGUGACAAAGGCCCAGAAGAAGGACGGCAAGAAGCGCAAGCGCAGCCGCAAGGAGAGCUACUCUGUGUACGUGUACAAGGUGCUGAAGCAGGUCCACCCCGACACCGGUAUCUCGUCCAAGGCCAUGGGCAUCAUGAACUCCUUCGUCAAUGACAUCUUCGAGCGCAUCGCCGGCGAGGCUUCCCGCCUGGCGCAUUACAACAAACGCUCGACCAUCACCUCCAGGGAGAUCCAGACGGCCGUGCGCCUGCUGCUCCCCGGGGAGCUGGCCAAGCACGCGGUGUCGGAGGGCACCAAGGCCGUCACCAAGUACACCAGCUCCAAGAAGAGAAAAAGAAAAUUCACAGAGAUAUUAAGAAGGCCCAUGAAUUCAGAAAGCUCAAGAUUUUGGCUAAAAUUAAGAGUCAGCAACCAAUCUCCAGGUACCCUUGCUUCUCAAUCUGUAGGCUAAAGACCCUAGACCAAA